Messenger RNA from Trichoplax adhaerens, 345 nucleotides. RefSeq lists its product as uncharacterized. The record is from RefSeq and is a predicted model, not a curated record. Gene Ontology annotation, biological process: dendrite self-avoidance; axon guidance; homophilic cell-cell adhesion. NCBI's taxonomy places the organism in Eukaryota, Metazoa, Placozoa, Uniplacotomia, Trichoplacea, Trichoplacidae. Gene Ontology annotation, molecular function: cell-cell adhesion mediator activity. Gene Ontology annotation, cellular component: axon; plasma membrane. The transcript is spliced from 2 exons. The coding region runs from base 1 to 345 and encodes 114 amino acids.
AUGCGUAUCGUGACAACACUGCUGCUGUUCGCUGUUUUGGUUGGUACUCUACCUGAACAACUCCAAGCAGCUCUUCCAACAAUCACCUUACAUCCUAAAAGUACGACUGUUAUUCAAGAUGCCAGAGUUACAAUAUCAUGCCAAGCUUUCGGUGCUUCAAGUACUGUCAUAAAAUGGUUUAAGGAUGGAUCUCUUAUGCCGAGUUCAAGCUUCACCAAAAGUUAUUCUUUUGGCCGUCUUUCAAGUCAACUUACUCUGUCAAAGGCCAGUAACAGUGAUCAGGGUUCUUAUCGCUGCGAAUUCAGCAAUACUAAUGAAGCAGUCCGUAGUCGUUCGGCCACAUAA